AUGUCGGCCGAACAAACUCAAGCAUAUCAUGCAAUACAAAUCGGUAUUAUUAGUCAAACAAACACAGAUGUCAUAAAGGCUAUGACUAUAAAUUAUCCUGAAGAAGCAAUUGGAAUUACUCGAGCUACUAAAGCAUUUGGUAUGCCCGUAGUGAUCUCGUUUACGGUUGAAGCUGACGGUCGAUUACCGAACGGACAGACGUUGAAGGAAGCAAUCGAACUUGUUGAUAAUACUACUCAAAAUGGACCCGCUUAUUAUAUGAUAAAUUGCGCACAUCCAAUUUGUUUUUCACAUGUUCUAAAUUCUGAAGAAUCGUGGGUAGCAAGGAUUCAUGGUGUGAGAAGCAAUGCAUCGACGAAGAGUCAUGCUGAGCUUAAUGAAUGUAAAGAACUUGAUUCAGGUAAUCCAGUCGAAUUCGAUGAACAAAAUCGAGCACUUUUAUUCAAGUUGAAAAAUUUGAAUGUCUUCGGUGGAUGUUGUGGAACAGAUCAUCGUCAUAUUGAAGAAGUUUGCAAACAAUGUAUCGAUGCAUUCAAUCGACUAAAACAUGCUCAUCGUACUGAAAUUAUCUAA
This is a messenger RNA of Rotaria sordida, 573 nucleotides long. The record is from the annotation of a GenBank genome assembly. Lineage: Eukaryota; Metazoa; Rotifera; Eurotatoria; Philodinida; Philodinidae.